Paramacrobiotus metropolitanus is the source of this 2704-nucleotide messenger RNA. RefSeq lists its product as uncharacterized. Lineage: Eukaryota; Metazoa; Tardigrada; Eutardigrada; Parachela; Macrobiotidae. The transcript has 4 exons. The record is from RefSeq and is a predicted model, not a curated record. Bases 679 to 2256 code for a protein of 525 amino acids.
AAACAGAGUUUACGAUCUCUGCUAUUGCCUAUACCUACAUAACGCCUCUGUUGCACUUACGAGGUAAAAUUGUAGGCACGAUCCUUUCGAUGGCAUUAAAUUUUUGUUUACCUUUUUUUCGUAGACAUUUAACCACACUAGCGGCAGUUUACCGAGAAGUGCAGUUCGGUAUCUAUAGAAGUAUGGGAAAUAUUAGUCAUUGUCACGGUGCAGUUGUCUGCUUCUGUUUUUUUGUGAAGCGGAACAGAUUAAACGUACAUCUGGGUGCAAUCGAAGCGAAUGUUUAUGUUUACUGUAGAAACCAUUUUAGCACCCAUAGCGAAAUUGUUUUUUCAAGGUUUCUUCUGUAUCGCAGAUGGGCAGUCAGCUGCAGUCUGCAUAGUAGCGCUAGCAUAACAAGAAAAGUUACAAAUACCGUCUAAACGUUUUUCUCAUCUUUUCUGACGGUCGUCGUGAUUCUGAGUGAAUUGGGGAAAUCCUCCGUGCACCGGCGCACGCAUUUUGAUUGUCCAGAUAUUUUUACUCAUGAACCGUGAUUAAUUUUGGAGUUUCUUAAGUAAUUUACUGGCUAAUAGAGGAUUUGGAUCACUGCAUGAGAUAAUUAUUCCAUAAAAUUCUGCCAAUAAAAGUAGUUGAGAAAUCCGUUCGCCGUUACAACGUUAACGACACGAAAACAAGAUGCCUGACGUCAGAGCGUCCAUUCGCGAAACCUGGCGGUCAUUCUCGCCGCUGGAAAAGCGUAAUAUUGCUAUAUACAUCUUGGGAAUUACUUUGUAUAAGUUUGGUUUGGAAGCGUUCAAUGGAUCCAUCAUUGCAUUAGCUACCAAUCGGUACGAUUACGAUGCCAUUCGCACCAAUACCACUGCAAAAACAUUCGAAAGAGUCGGCCUGUUGGUUGGUCUCAACCAGGCGCUGCAGUGUGUCGGAUCCAUCCUAAUUGCUCCGCUAAUACAACGGUUUCCCACGAAAACCGUCCUCACCGCGGCUGUAUUCGUUUUCGGACUGUUUACAGCAAUUUUGUUAAUUGUUGACGCAGCAACAGGUGGUUACAUUAAGCCGGCAGAUUGGGAGGCAAAGCACAAGAAAGGGGAUUAUUCGUAUUACGGAACAUAUUAUACGGAUGGCAUUAUUCCGAUUUACUGCGUAACCGGCAUCGCGUACGGCAUGGUGGAGUUAAUUAGGCGCGUUAUUCCCAAAGACAUUGUCGGUGGGGAUGUGAAGAAGCUCAUCCGGAUGGAUUCACUGGUCCACAUUUGCUACGAAGUUAGCGGUACAUUAGGCGCAUUUGCCACCGCGCUGGCUUUAAUUCCAGCUCUGGGGAACAACAUGUCCUUCAUUAUCACACCACUUUUGUACACCGCUGCAGCAAUCACCUGGUGGUUUAUAUCCGAUUUAGGAUUCCAGAAGAAAAAACUGGGCAAACUCGAACAACAGCCUAGUUACAUUAAAGCCAUUGUAGGUGGAUUUUAUCUGUUUGCUGCGUCCAUAUGGACCGGAGCAAAAAUAAUAUUCACCAGCCGGAAAUUUAUAUGGCUGUUUAAUGGUUAUGCGGUUGCUUUGUACGGUCACCGGUUUUUGGAGAAUGCUUUAGCACCUGUCAUUGCCAAGCGAUAUUUAGGAGAGUCGGCAUGGUCGCAAGUUAUGGUCGGUGGGUCUAAUUUUGGCGAAUUAUGCGGUGCUGCGACAGUGUUUAUAUUGGCAAAUUACGUAAAGACACCCAUUCCAUGGCUACGGAUAGAUUCACUCACUGUAUUGAUUGUUUGGUACCUACCAUUCUGGUAUCCUCCCGCUGGUGAUGUGAGAUACGCUUGGAUGGUUGCUGCAACUUUUAUUCCGAUUUCAUUUGGAUGGGCCGCUGGCGAUGUUUCCAUAUCGGCGUACAUCCAGGGAGCACUGACCCGACUGGGCAAAGGAUCCAAGUCGGCGGUAUCCCCACUGGGCGCGGUCAUGGCGUUCCUGUACUCAACGUACAUAAUUAUAUAUGCCAUAAUUUCACCGUUGUUGGGGACUUACUUGGACCAAGUUUACGCGCGAACAGGCGGUGCGAACGGCGGAGACGUUCACGAAGCAAUUAUUUAUGUGGGCGGCGUGCAUUUCACGAUAAUUGCUGUGUGCGUCAUGUCAGCUACGUUCAUACCUAAGGGAUCCUUCUCGUUGUGCCCUACGAUUCUUUCUGACGAAGAUCUAGAAAAAGAAGGCCCCGACGAAGGUGAUAACAGUACGGAGCUUCCAGCGGGCAUUGCAGCUAUUUCAUAGAUGUAACACAGUUUUAAUGUGUUUACUUUUUUGUGAUUACGAUUUACGACUACAUGCAUGAUUAUAAUAGUGCAAAUGCGUGUUCGUUCAAUGCGGAUGUUUUCUGUAAUAUUACGCAUGUGAGGCGGAGCGUGAUGUGUACAACAAGUUCUGACUGUCUGUUGCCGGCUUAGCUGCGAGGUGGAUUUGUUUUUAUGUAUUGUAUAGAAAAUGAAUAUGUUUUUUAUUUAUUUUUAGAACAUGUUUUUAUUUACUGCUAUGUGCGGGCAUUGUGCUAACGUUACGUACCGCCGGUACCGGCAACGCCGCCGCGUAGGUAGCCUUUGUCGGGCUUUGUGGUGGUUAAAUACGAGCACUGUCGCUCAAAGUGUUGUGUUUCGUAUUAUUUAAGUUUGCGAAGUUACUGCGGUGUUUUGUGAUCGACAGCAAAGGAGAUUCGAUGCUUCUA